Molecule: messenger RNA, 333 nt
Organism: Rotaria sp. Silwood1
Lineage: Eukaryota; Metazoa; Rotifera; Eurotatoria; Philodinida; Philodinidae
Source: the annotation of a GenBank genome assembly
AUGACCAGUAUUAUUCAACGUCGACAAAAAUCUCGUUUAGCACCACGUCAACCAUUAGAUCGACAUUUAUCUGAAGUUGGUGAGUUUGAUGGAACGAUUUAUAUCAAUGCGGGAAUCGAUUCAACUUGUUCUAAAAAACGUAGUCGAACGAUCCAUAAAUUAACAGAUGGUAUUAUGAUAUCAACAACGGAAAUGAGAAGUUCAAAUGUACAGAAUGAUAAUUUAUCUGCUAUAUUAUUAAAUAGUAGAACAGAUGAUGAUCGGCUUGACGUGAUAAAAAACGGUUGUUGUGUCCAUUGUGGUAGAGACAAUACAAUUGUAAAAGAUAAUUGA